UUGUCCCGUUCACCUCUGUAGACCACAUUACACUUUUAGGGGAUAAAAGAAGAAAAACAAGGGGUAAGAAUCCUGGAGCCUGUGGAGCAAACAGCGGCUGCACUGCUCAACCUCAGCGCCAAUAUGUUGUACCUGGAGACCAAUCCUCCCACAUCUUACAGUGAGACAGGCUCUUAAAACCCUGAGACUCAUUGUUUCCAGAAGGCUGAGCAGACUCGUGGCACACACACACACAAUGACCCCUGUCUGUACAUCGCAAAUGGCACCUCUUUUCUAAUGCCCUACGGCACUGUUCGAGAGGUUUGUUGAGUGAUUUACCCGAGCCACCAGCAGCAUUUUGUGUGGAUGAGUGAAAAAGAAAGAGACAGGAAAAGAGAGAGAAAGAGGAAUAAGCGUGCAAGCUGGACAGCUGUCUCCAUCCAUGCCUGAAAUAAACAAGGGACACGGUUGAGAUUAAUGACGGUCCAAAGAUCCAUACAACCAUGGCACCUCAUCCAGGAAUGUAGUGUGUAUAAAUGGAAAGGAAUGGACUGGAGGAGUGGGGUUGGAGAAGGCUGGCUUAACUCCAGAACAUUCUUCCUUCUCUCAAAUGACAGUCAUUUUAAUUCCUCUCUGCGCCUUCACUGGAACAAGGCAAUAGGAGCCGUGUGAACUGUGUAUUGCCCAUUUACUGCCAACCCCCCCACCCCCCAGCUGUACCCACCUUCCUUUGUUAUUGCUGCAUCUUCCAGUUCAUCUAGAGUCUUUAUUCAUUCCUACAGACCUCACCAACAACCAUAGAGCAAUUAAGCCACAGUAUACAAGCCUGGGGCUUCUCAACAGCAUGGAUCAAAAUGGUGGCUCCACCUCCACCAGCCCCUACAACAACGAGCAUGCUCAGAACAACGUAACGGCACCAUCACCCUACGCCCAACCCAGUUCCACCUUCGAGGCCCUGUCUCCAUCACCUGCUAUCCCAUCCAACACAGACUAUGCUGGCCCACACACCUUUGAUGUGUCCUUCCAGCAGUCCAGCACAGCCAAAUCAGCCACCUGGACGUACUCCACAGAACUGAAGAAGCUGUACUGUCAAAUUGCCAAAACAUGUCCCAUUCAAAUCAAAGUCCUUACCAACCCACCCCAGGGUGCAGUCAUACGGGCCAUGCCUGUCUAUAAGAAAGCUGAGCAUGUUACCGAGGUGGUCAAACGAUGCCCGAACCAUGAACUGAGCAGAGAGUUCAAUGACGGCCAAAUAGCCCCACCCAGUCACCUGAUUAGGGUUGAGGGAAACAGUCAUGCUCAGUACGUGGAGGAUUCCAUUACUGGGCGUCAGAGUGUGCUGGUGCCUUACGAGCCCCCUCAGGUGGGCACAGAGUUCACAACCAUCCUGUACAAUUUCAUGUGUAACUCCAGCUGUGUUGGUGGAAUGAACAGACGUCCUAUCCUCAUAAUUGUCACUUUGGAAACCAGAGAUGGUCAGGUUUUGGGUCGACGGUGUUUUGAGGCUCGUAUCUGUGCGUGCCCUGGACGUGACCGCAAGGCUGAUGAGGACAGCAUCCGUAAACAGCACGUCGGCGAUGGCACAAAGAGCAGUGAGGGUAUGAAACGCCCUUUCCGUCAGGCCUCUCACCUCUCUCAGCUAAACUCCAUCAAGAAACGAAGAUCCACCGAUGAGGAAGUGUUUUGUUUGCCUAUUAAAGGCCGUGAAAUCUAUGAGAUUUUGGUGAAAAUCAAAGAGUCUUUGGAACUUAUGCAGUUCCUCCCUCAGCAGACUAUUGAGUCAUACAGACAGCAGCAGCAGAACCUACUGCAGAAACAGAGCUCUCUGCCACCCCAGCCUUCCUUUGGUUCCAGCUCACCUACCCUCUGUAAGAACAAACUUCCAUCAGUCAGUCAGCUCAUCAAUCCCCAACAACGCAACACACUCACCCCAUCCAGCAUGGCUGGAGGACUAACUGACAAUUGUACAAAUUACAAUGAACAAGUAUUAUGCUGUUUAUUACAGUCUCAACCCUUUCCCCUCCCUUCAGUGACCCCUCCCAUGAUGGGCAUGAACACGGACAUGAGUGCUCUGAGCCCCACCAACCCUCUGCAGCCUCAGUUACAAAUGGUACCCUCUCACUGCACACCUCCGCCUCCCUACCCCAUGGACAACAGCAUUUCCAGUUUCCUGUUGAGGCUGGGCUGCUCAGCCUGUUUGGAUUAUUUCACAGCCCAAGGACUGACCAAUAUUUACCAAAUUGAAAACUACAACUUAGAGGACUUGUCCAGGCUGAAGAUUCCCACAGACUUCCAGCACAUCAUCUGGAAAGGAAUCAUGGAGUAUCGACAGACCAUGGAGUUUUCUCCACCUCCCCACAUCUUGCGCACCUCUAGUGGGACAUCCACCGUCAGUGUGGGCUCUACCGAAGCCAGAGGCGAGCGUGUGAUCGAUGCAGUGCGUUUCACUCUUCGUCAGACCAUUUCAUUUCCUCCACGAGACGACUGGACCGAUUUCUCUUUUGACCUGGCUCCAGAUUCUCGCCGCAACAAGCAACAGCGCAUCAAGGAGGAGGGAGAAUGAAUGUAGUGCAUCACAGUUCACAAUAAUACACGUACAUACAGUGUCAACAGUGCACAUUUACUGAACACACACACUUACGCGCUGUUUUUUAUUAACACACUUGGUGUUGGUCCAGAUCGUUUCACAGUUUUCCUCUGCAAGUGAUGAUUAAAAAAAAAAAAAAACUGUGAGCCACAGUCUAGUUCACUUAAACUUAAAUGGGCAGAUAAAAUGCACUUAAAGUCCUUUAUGGUUUCAUUUUUCUUCUGGUGGAUUUAGCUCUGGUUGUCAUUUCAAGCCCCUUUAUUGAACGCAAACAGCUGUAGCUGAGGGGAAAUGGUGCUUUGCUAAAUUGUCGUUUUAUUUUUUAUACUGUUUCUUGAGACACAGCACUUAAGAAAUGCUAACAUAUUGUUACUACUUUCAAAAUACACACUGAACUUUUGGGGUUUCUUUCUUGUUACAUGGCCAAAGGUAUGUUUUUGUUUAGUUUUUGUUUGUUUGUUUGUUUUUGUAUAUAUAUAUAAAAAAAUAUUUUUCCUCCGAGCAAGAGCUUUAGUGUUAAUUGUAUUUUUUUGUGACGAUCAUUCCUUGCGGUUGAACAAUGUUUUUUAUGUUGACGUAUGUCAGCAUUGAUUGUAUGUAUUUCAAAUCGCACAUGGUUCUUUUCUUUAUUCUCACAGAAAGUGUUAUUCAUCCAUGGUGUAAGACUGAUGAGAUUGUUGUCAUGUAGCCUUCAUGUAAUACUGUAACCCCUUUUUUGUAUCUUUUAUUGAGUUGCAAACACUCUGAUACUAUUACGUUGCAGUGUGUAAGUAUUGAAUGCUUCUGACAGCUGUGAUAAUGCGUAGACAUUUGCUGGCCUCUAAAAGUAUAAAGGUGACUUACAUUGAUACACUGCCAAUGUAAUGUAGCUUCAGUAUUUUUUUAAAACAAAUUUCCACUUCACUUGAUACUUAUUAGCCUGUUGUGGCAAUAUUGUACAGAUUUUUUUUUUUUUAUUCCACUUUCAUGUGACAACUGCGUAAACAAUUCUUUAUCAAACUAUUAAGGAAUUAUUGUAAAUAUUUAGCAAUGUACUUAUUUUGAUAUAAACAAAAUAAAACACAUGUAACACUGA
Carassius gibelio (silver crucian carp) is the source of this 3641-nucleotide messenger RNA. Its product is annotated as tumor protein 63. The coding region runs from base 824 to 2542 and encodes 572 amino acids. Gene Ontology annotation, cellular component: nucleus. The transcript is spliced from 15 exons. Gene Ontology annotation, biological process: apoptotic process; protein tetramerization; regulation of transcription by RNA polymerase II. The record is from RefSeq and is a predicted model, not a curated record. Gene Ontology annotation, molecular function: protein binding; DNA-binding transcription factor activity, RNA polymerase II-specific; RNA polymerase II cis-regulatory region sequence-specific DNA binding. NCBI's taxonomy places the organism in Eukaryota, Metazoa, Chordata, Actinopteri, Cypriniformes, Cyprinidae.